This is a messenger RNA of Neofelis nebulosa (Clouded leopard), 1199 nucleotides long. It is a transcript of the gene NQO2, whose product is annotated as N-ribosyldihydronicotinamide:quinone dehydrogenase 2. Gene Ontology annotation, cellular component: cytosol. NCBI's taxonomy places the organism in Eukaryota, Metazoa, Chordata, Mammalia, Carnivora, Felidae. The transcript is spliced from 7 exons. Gene Ontology annotation, molecular function: NAD(P)H dehydrogenase (quinone) activity. Bases 538 to 1101 code for a protein of 187 amino acids. The record is from RefSeq and is a predicted model, not a curated record.
GGGGGAACUGCGGGGCCCGCUCCAGUCCACGCGGUCCGGGCAGCACAGAGCGCAGCCGCGACUCUCCGCCCGGCGGGCGCGUGCGAGUGCGAGUGCGUGUGCGUGGCCCCGCGCAGCCGGAACCUGGGCGCGGAAGCCCAGAGCUUCGCUCCGGGAGGCGGAGGGCUGAGUCCUGCCGCUGCUUCUCCGAAGUCUGCGCUGCCCGCAGAAUUGUCGGGGUCACUGAGAAGAGUGACUACAGCUGAAAGCCUGGGGCUUGCCACAGCGAAUCCUUCUGUGCCCAGGAUUAACAGCAGACCCUCCCUUUGGCAGUGGUCAGAGGGGAAGAAUCCAACUUCUUAGAACAUGGCAGUCUUCAUGGAAUUUUGACAAAGAGGAAUUGUUCUUCAAGAGAAACCCUUCUCCAAUUUAGGCAAGAAAGUUCUCAUUGUCUAUGCGCACCAAGAACCCAGGUCUUUCAAUGGAUCCUUGAAGAAAGUGGCUGUGGAUGAACUUGGUGCGCAGGGCUGCACUGUCACCGUUUCUGACCUGUAUGCCAUGGACUUUGAGCCGAGGGCCACCAGGAAAGAUAUCACUGGUGCUGUCUCUAAUCCUGAGUUCUUCAAUUAUGGGGUGGAAGCAUACGAAGCCUAUAAAAAGGGGGCUCUGACCAGUGACAUAAUUGACGAGCAGAAAAAGGUUCAGGAAGCUGAUCUAGUGAUAUUUCAGUUCCCGCUGUACUGGUUCAGCAUGCCGGCUAUCCUGAAGGGCUGGAUGGACAGGGUGCUGUGCCAGGGGUUUGCCUUCGACAUUCCAGGAUUCUAUGAUUCCGGUUUCCUCAAGAAUAAGUUGGCCCUCCUUUCAUUAACCACGGGGGGCACAGCCGAGAUGUACAUGAAAACUGGAGUCAGCGGAGAUUAUCGAUACUUCCUGUGGCCCCUCCAGCAUGGUGCCUUGCACUUCUGUGGAUUUAAAGUCCUUGCCCCUCAGAUCAGUUUUGCUCCCGAGAUUGCAUCAGAAGAAGAGAGAAAGGCGAUGGUGGCCUCCUGGGCCCAGAGGCUGAAAACCAUCUGGGAGGAAGAGCCCAUCGACUGCACGCCUCCGUGGUACUUCGGGCAGUAAUGCUUCGUGCCACGUCCACAUCACAGGAACAGCACACGGGGAGCUGCAGGCAUAUGCACAGGGAGCAGGGUCCUGUAAUAAAACAAGGUCACAACCAA